CGCGAACACCGUGCUCUGCUUGAGCGUGUACGAAAGAAAGCAAAAAAAUGUUGCGAACUCGGUUGCUAUGGUUUACGUUGGGGUUUUCGGUUUCCGGUGCUGCGAUUGCGCAAUUCGUUUGGAGAGACCUUUUGACUGACCGAUAUGCCCUCGCUUCCGAUUUGGAGCAUAAAUUUGAUGGUCUAGCGGCCAGAGUACAGAAUCUAGAGAACAUUGGGGCCCGGAAUUCGAAUACGAAUCUGAGUCAGGUUGAAGACUGAAUCUUCAGAGUUCGCCAAUUCUAGCAAUGUUUCUCUGGACUAUUUAUGCUUGCAAGAGAUUCAGCUUUGGCAUUAAUAGAUGAUAUAAGACUUUCAUAUCUUUUUUUUUUUUUUCCAUUUCACAAACCUUUCCCUUUUGUUUUUUUUAAUGAUUUUUUUUACAUGCCAUAUCAUGACAACUUUGUAACAAAAAAUGAUGGGAUGAUUGAAUUGUAGCGAACUCUAUUUCCUGAUGCCGAAGUAUAAUUAACUCAGCAAAUUAACAUCAUAA
Tripterygium wilfordii is the source of this 531-nucleotide messenger RNA. RefSeq lists its product as uncharacterized. The coding region runs from base 48 to 260 and encodes 70 amino acids. The transcript is spliced from 3 exons. The record is from RefSeq and is a predicted model, not a curated record. NCBI's taxonomy places the organism in Eukaryota, Viridiplantae, Streptophyta, Magnoliopsida, Celastrales, Celastraceae.